This is a messenger RNA of Pyrus x bretschneideri (Chinese white pear), 654 nucleotides long. RefSeq lists its product as uncharacterized. Bases 1 to 654 code for a protein of 217 amino acids. The record is from RefSeq and is a predicted model, not a curated record. The transcript has a single exon. NCBI's taxonomy places the organism in Eukaryota, Viridiplantae, Streptophyta, Magnoliopsida, Rosales, Rosaceae.
AUGAAGUUACAAGAAGAUAAUUUCAUUAAAUGGAAUUAUCAGUUUCAAUCUGUCCUUCGAGGAUAUGAUCUUUUUGAUUUCUUUGAUGGAAAGUCACAAUGCCCGCCAAAGUUUUGUAUUACUCCUGAAGUUGGAGUGAUAAAGGAAAUUUCCAUAGCGUACAAAGAGUGGGUUAAGAUUGAUGUGUCUUUGUUAAGUUUGCUCAUUGCCACUCUUUCAAAUGAAGCCAUAGACUAUGUUAUUAGUUGCAAAAAUUCUCAUGAAGCAUGGAAAUGUCUACAAGAACGUUAUGCAUCUGUGUAUGUGGUCAAAAUUAAUCAGCUUAAGACUGAAUUUCACACGAUACAAAAAGGGUCUGAUUCAAUGGAUAAAUAUUUGUUGCGAUUGAAGGGGUUUAAAGAUCAAUUAGUGGUUGCAGGGGAAAAGAUCAUUGAAAAUGAUUUGGUAAUUGCUGCCUUAUCUGGGUUACCACCAACAUCUGAGAUGAUAAAGACAAUAAUCCUUGCCAGAGAAACAUCAAUUUCAAUGAUAGAUUUCAACUUCUGGGUGCUAAAGCAAGUAUUGAGUCCAGAGUACACAGUUUAUCUCAAUCCAUUUCUGCAAUAUCUGUUUAAGAUAUUCUUCACACCCACAAGGGCAAUAUUAAAGCUAUGA